CUAAACUCACAACCGUAAAAUCAGUCUGUAUAUGCAGUAAAGUAUGCUUGUGUUAUACUCGCUGUGGAAGGGGGUUAAUCCUCCACAUUGUGUAAAAAUGCUGUUUGAUCCUGUCUUCUCUGAUCCUCCCCUUCUUCUACUGUCCCCAAUCCAUCUGCUGAUAGAAACAAGCCUUGGGCACAGGCUGCACAUGCUCAGUUUGGUAUGUAUGGCUAGAGCGGUUUUUUUUUUGUUUUUUUUUUAUCGCGAGAGUGCAUGUGAUCAGCACAGGGCCAAUCAGCGCUGUCCAGACAGAAGGUCAGGUGUUAUGCAGCCUCAUAGGACAGUUGGGGAAUUAAAGCUACAAGCUUUAACCAGUGCUCUGCUUGACACUGAUAGAAAUGAGAAAAGGUAUUUAGCAGUUUAUAUUUACUAAAAUAAUUGCAUUUCCAUGUUGUGUGGUUUGUGGGAGACCAGAUAUAGUGAAU
Staurois parvus is the source of this 467-nucleotide messenger RNA. NCBI's taxonomy places the organism in Eukaryota, Metazoa, Chordata, Amphibia, Anura, Ranidae. The record is from the annotation of a GenBank genome assembly.